AUGGCUUUCGACUAUAUUGUUGCCGGCGGAGGCACGGCAGGACUCGUCAUUGCUAACCGGUUGUCAGAAAACCCCAGCAUCACGGUCGCGGUCGUUGAACCCGGCAAAGACGUUCGCGAUGAUGCCGGUGUUCUAGACGUAGAUUUGGCUGGUGUCACUUACAGUCCAACGCUUGACUGGAACUUCAAGUCCACCGUCCAAUCUCAGCUUGGGAACAGGGCCAUUGACCAUCACGCGGGCAAGGCUCUCGGCGGCACCACAGUCAUUAAUGGAAUGUACUACAUCCGAGGAGAUCGAGACAAUUACGAUGCCUGGGAACAUCUCGGUAACCCAGGAUGGAAUUGGAACGCGCUACUACCAUACUUCAUUCGCUCAGAGAAGUUCGCGGUCCCAACGGACGCUCAAAUCAAAGCCGGGAUGAGUUAUAUUCCACGAUAUCAUGGGGAAGAGGGUCUCCUCAAGACCGGACACCCUUAUCAAGUGGAGAAUGGCUCUUUCCACAGGUCGGCCAAGGAGACUUGCGAAUCUUUAGGGUUCGCCCUUAAUCAGGAUAUGAAUAGCGGAGAGACUCGCGGUUUCGGUGCAUACCCACAGACCCUAGAUCGAGACGCAAAUGUUCGAGAAAGCGCUGCUCGUGCCUACUAUGAACCGAUCGACAGCAGGCCGAAUCUGCAUGUCAUUCAAGGAACUGUGAAGAGGAUUACCCUCAGUAGCAGUGCGAGCGGCGAACUCGUUGCCACCGGAGUCGAGUACACGGAUGACAAUGAUAACUUGGCCUCCGUAACGGCUAAAAAAGAGGUGAUCCUAUCCGCGGGAACAUACGUGUCGCCCCUCAUACUCGAGGCCUCGGGAAUUGGCAAUCCUAACGUUCUGGCCCGUAAUAACAUCCAGACCAAGCUUGACCUUCCGGGAGUUGGCGAGGGCUUUCAAGACCAACCUCUGUGGGUACUUAUGUUCCAAGCCUCAACCAAACUCACUGGUCACGUCCCCUUUGCGGCUUUCGCUACUGCUCAGGAUAUAUUCGGCGCCGACACCGAUGCCGUGGCCGCUGCUACCAAGGAGAAAAUUGCAUCUUGGUCGGAAGCGAUAGCGAAGAGGCUCAAUGGAGGUGUGUCUGCCAAUGCGUUAGAGAAAAGAUUCCGAGUUCAGCAUGACGUUAUCUUCGACAAGCAAGCUAGCAUGACAGAAUUUGAAUUCUUCUCGUUGGGCAACGUAACUGGCAUCGUCUUCUCGCCUACGUUACCUUUUUCCUGGGGCAGCGUUCAUCUCGACGGUACCGGACAGACAGAUAGCCCAGCAAUAGAUCCUAACUUCUUAUCUAUUGAUUUCGACACGCAGACUGCGCUUAAAGUCGGCCGUAUAGCGCGCAGGAUGUGGUCUACCAAACCGUUGAGCGAGCUUGCGGGCGAUCUUACUGUCCCUGGAGAUACAGUGCUACCGGAAAACGCGACGGACGCGGAAUGGACGGAGUUUCUAACUAGCUCUUGUGUCCCGGCGUUCCACUGUAUUGGAACAUGUGCCAUGCUACCUCGAGAGCUGGGAGGCGUUGUUGAUCCAACACUAAAGGUCUAUGGAACGACAAAUGUGCGGGUCGUUGAUGCUUCGGUCAUACCACAUCUGAUGAGCGGUCACCCAAGUGCUGCGGUAUAUGCGCUGGCGGAGCGGGCUGCUGAUCUGAUCAAGGAGUCCCUUUCCGUCGGGAGUCAAGAUGAAAGCAGGUAG
Messenger RNA from Hypoxylon trugodes, 1722 nucleotides. RefSeq names its product GMC oxidoreductase. NCBI's taxonomy places the organism in Eukaryota, Fungi, Ascomycota, Sordariomycetes, Xylariales, Hypoxylaceae. The coding region runs from base 1 to 1722 and encodes 573 amino acids. Gene Ontology annotation, molecular function: flavin adenine dinucleotide binding; oxidoreductase activity, acting on CH-OH group of donors. The transcript has 4 exons. The record is from RefSeq and is a predicted model, not a curated record.